Molecule: messenger RNA, 453 nt
Organism: Lactuca virosa
Lineage: Eukaryota; Viridiplantae; Streptophyta; Magnoliopsida; Asterales; Asteraceae
Source: the annotation of a GenBank genome assembly
AUGACAAUGAUGACUCAGACUGUUCCAGUGUCCCAGGAAGUGAAAGGCCAGGUCAGCAGUGGAGGUUCUUCUGGGACUUGGACUUCUUCGAAUUUAAGAGAUUCUAUUCCAAAGCUGUUUGCAUCUUUCAAGUCUUGGAAUCAUGACCCUUCCUUUGUUGUUAUACUAAUGGCUCUAGUCCUCCUUCUCAUGCAGGCGAUCAAGAAGUUAGGGCCGACGCUGCUAACGGUGGCGGAGCAAGACACGAACCACAACUGGCCGUUUUUUCUCGGGAGAUUUCUUGAAUCUUUACAUUAUUAUUCGGUGAUAUUUGAUUCAUUAGAAGCAAGAAUGGGGAGAAACAGUAUGGAGAGGAUGAAGAUUGAGAGGAAUCACUUUGCGGAGGCUUGUCAGCCAAGAAACCGCCCUUUCCUUUUCUUCUUGGCCCCGGUUAUUACCCCAUAUACAAGAUAG